CCUUUGUUCUUAACUUGUGCUUUGGUUUUCUCUCUCACCAUAUAAAUAUUUAAACAUUCGAAAGUCCUCGCGGAUCGUGAGUGAAUUCUGAUAUCCCAGAGACGUCGAAGAUGAAGAUUUUCGUUAAAACACUCAAAGGCACUAACUUCGACAUCGAAGUGAAACCUGAAGACACGGUUGUUGAUGUGAAAAAGAAGAUAGAAACAGUUCAAGGACAGGAUGUUUAUCCUGCUGCACAACAGAUGCUUAUUUUUCAGGGGAAAGUUCUCAAAGACGACACUACAUUGGAAGAGAACAAAGUAACUGAAAAUAGUUUUGUUGUGAUUAUGGUAACUAAGACAAAGAAACCUUCUGGCGAGAGUUCAACUACAUCAACUGCACCUACAACUAAGUCUGCUCAAACAAGUACUCCAACCCCAGCACCAGCCCCAGCUACAGUUCUUGAGACUUCUGCACCAGCAUCAGCACUGCCUGCAUCCACACCUGCUCCUACUCCUAGUCCUGCUGUUGCUCCUGCACCUGUCACAUCAGUUGCUGCUAUGUCAGAGUCCAAUGUCUAUGGCCAAGCUGCAUCUAAUCUGGUUGCAGGGAAUAACCUGGAGGGAGCAAUCCAGCAAAUUCUCGAUAUGGGUGGAGGUACCUGGGAUAGAGAUACUGUUGUCCGUGCUCUCCGUGCUGCAUACAAUAACCCAGAGAGAGCUGUUGAAUAUUUGUAUUCUGGUAUCCCUGAGCAAGCUGAAGCUCCAUCUGUUACCCCUGUCCCUGUUAGUACACAAGCUGCAAACUCUCCUACCCAGGCAUCACAACCAACACCUGCUUCUGCAAGUGGACCUAAUGCAAACCCUUUAGACCUCUUUCCACAGGGGCUUCCUGACAUGGGCUCAGGUGCAGCUGGGGCAGGAACUCUUGAAUUUUUACGUAAUAGUCCACAGUUUCAAGUCUUGCGAGCUAUGGUGCAGGCCAACCCACAUUUAUUGCAGCCCAUGCUUCAAGAGUUGGGGAAACAAAACCCUGCUUUAGUGAGGCUUAUUCAGGAGCAUCAGGCUGACUUCCUUGGGCUUGUCAAUGAACCUAUAGAAGGUGGUGAGGGUAAUAUUGGGGCACAGCUUUCUGGAGCAAUUCCUCAGGCAAUAACUGUCACGCCUGAAGAGCGUGAAGCAAUAGAAAGGCUUGAAGCAAUGGGCUUCGAUCGGGAAACAGUAUUGGAGGUGUUUUUUGCCUGCAAUAAGAAUGAGGAACUGGCUGCCAACUAUCUUCUGGACCACAUGCACGAGUUUGAGGAUUGAUUCAAGGUGAUCAGGAUGGUCACUCCUUUCUUUCUUUGAAACCGAACAUUUUUCUUUUAUCUAUAUUUGCCUUUGCUCCUUUUUUCUUUUUCCUUUUUCCCCUGUCUCCUUGACUUCAUUUGUUAAUCAAGUUUGGCCUUUACAACAAUGGAGUGUCUGGAGUGGACAGGUAAUGCAAAAUGUGUAAUAUUCUUCAGUUUCUUCCUUGUAGGAUUAUGCAAAUACCCGCAUGCAUAGUUGUUAAAUUCCUUUUUGCCUA
Messenger RNA from Mangifera indica (mango), 1545 nucleotides. Its product is annotated as ubiquitin receptor RAD23d-like. Gene Ontology annotation, cellular component: cytosol; nucleoplasm. The record is from RefSeq and is a predicted model, not a curated record. NCBI's taxonomy places the organism in Eukaryota, Viridiplantae, Streptophyta, Magnoliopsida, Sapindales, Anacardiaceae. The transcript is spliced from 12 exons. Bases 111 to 1286 code for a protein of 391 amino acids. Gene Ontology annotation, biological process: nucleotide-excision repair; proteasome-mediated ubiquitin-dependent protein catabolic process. Gene Ontology annotation, molecular function: damaged DNA binding; proteasome binding; ubiquitin binding.